Molecule: messenger RNA, 3210 nt
Organism: Rosa chinensis
Lineage: Eukaryota; Viridiplantae; Streptophyta; Magnoliopsida; Rosales; Rosaceae
Product: cation/H(+) antiporter 15
Exons: 3
Coding region: 317-2926 (869 amino acids)
Biological process (GO): proton transmembrane transport; regulation of pH
Cellular component (GO): endomembrane system; membrane
Molecular function (GO): antiporter activity
Source: RefSeq, a predicted model, not a curated record
CUGAGCUGGCCUUCUCCCUUCGAUCUCAUUCAUUUCUCCAUCAUUUCCUUCAAGAUACUUUGUAGAUUUUUCUCUCCCUUUCAAUCUCUGCGUCUAAAAGACGCAAUCAACAGAAACCUAUGUUCAUAUCAUUUUUCCUUGCAAGCAGGAACACUCUUUUUGAUGUUCAGGUCAAUUCCAUUACGUUGAUUAAGAAAGUAAGAAGAAGCUAACGGCCGCCUGCCCUUCCUUGUUAUCUCUUUUUUUUUGCGGUGGUGGCAGUAGUGACAUAAACCGGUGAAGAUUAAACGAAGUGGUACGCAGAAAUUAGCUAACCAUGGCGAACGCGACAUCGGCCAACGGGACUAAUAUGACUAAUGCAUCAGAUACUUCAAUAGUAUGCUAUGCCCCAACCAUGAUAACCACCAAUGGUAUUUGGCAGGGAGAUAACCCUUUAGACUAUUCCCUCCCUCUUUUCAUCUUGCAGUUGACUCUGGUCGUCGUCACCACUCGCGUUCUCGUCCUCCUUCUCAAACCCUUUCGGCAACCUCGUGUCAUCGCAGAAAUCAUGGGUGGAGUGUUAUUGGGUCCAUCGGUGCUUGGACAGUAUAAACCAUUCGCCGACACAAUAUUCCCCAUGAGAAGUGUGAUGGUGAUCGAGACCAUGGCAAAUGUGGGUCUCCUCUACUUCCUCUUCUUGGUCGGCUUGGAGAUGGACAUUUCCGUUAUUCGCCGCAUGGGCAAAAGAGCCGUUAUUAUUGCUGUUGCCGGCAUGAUCCUCCCCUUCGCCAUUGGUGCCGCCUUUUCGUUCCUCAUCCACGAUAGAGGAAAAUCAAUGAACCAAGGUACCUUCAUUCUCUUCCUCGGCGUUGCCCUCUCCGUCACCGCCUUCCCGGUCCUUGCUCGAGUCCUGGCCGAGCUCAAGCUCGUCAACACCGAGCUCGGCAGGAUUGCUUUAUCCUCGGCACUGGUAAACGACAUGUUCGCUUGGGGUCUCUUAGCUCUGGCCAUUGCCUUGGCGGAAAAUGACUCCACUUCGCUGGCUUCCCUCUAUGUUGUUUUGUCUAGCAUUGCCUUUGUUUGCUUUUGCAUAUUCGUGGUCCGACCUGCAGUGUGCUGGAUUAUCCGAAGAACUCCAGAAGGAGAAUCCUUUAGCGAGUUCUACAUUUGCCUUAUUCUCACCGGGGUCAUGAUCUCCGGAUUUGUUACUGACGCCAUAGGAACACAUUCCGUUUUUGGGGCUUUCGUGUUUGGUUUAGUCAUCCCUAAUGGACCACUUGGCGUCACUCUCAUCGAGAAGCUCGAAGAUUUUGUUUCGGGGCUUCUGCUCCCUCUUUUCUUUGCCAUUAGCGGACUUAGAACCAAUAUUACUACGAUCGAAGGAAUUGGAACCUGGGGCCUUCUUAUACUCGUUAUCUUUCUCUCUUGCAUCGGAAAAAUAGCCGGUACAGUCAUUGUCUGCCUCUUUUACCAGAUGCCAUUUGACGAAGGGUUCACUCUAGGACUGCUCAUGAACACAAAAGGCCUCGUCGAAUUGAUUGUCCUCAAUGUCGGCAAAGACCAGAAGGUUCUAGACGAUGAGGCCUUUGCAAUUAUGGUGAUUGUAGCUGUUGUUAUGACUGGAAUCAUUACACCAAUAGUAACAACAGUUUACAAGCCGGCAAGAAGGUCUAUACCUUACAAACGAAGAACGAUUCAAAGGUCGAAACCCGAUGCGGAGUUACGAGUACUUGUUUGUGUCCACACACCUCGAAAUGUGCCUACAAUGAUCAACCUUUUAGAAGCCUCUUACCCCACAAAGCGAUCUCCUUUGUGCGUCUACGUACUCCAUUUAGUUGAGCUCAGUGGCCGUGCAUCUGCAAUGCUCAUUGUUCAUAACACUCGGAAAUCUGGUAGGCCGGCGCUCAAUCGAACCCAAGCUCAGUCUGACCACAUCAUAAAUGCGUUCGAGAACUACGAGCAGCAUGCCGGUUGUGUCUCGGUGCAGCCCUUGACUGCAAUCUCACCAUACUCUACAAUGCACGAAGACAUUUGCAACUUGGCAGAGGACAAACGUGUUGCCUUUUUAAUUCUUCCUUUCCACAAACAGCAAACAGUGGAUGGAGGAAUGGAAUCCAUGAACCCGGCUUUUAGAACAAUGAACCAAAAUGUAUUAGCAAAUGCGCCAUGCUCAGUCGGAAUUCUAGUGGAUAGAGGUCUCAAUGGCUCCAAUCGCGUGGCUGCAAACCAGGCAUCUCACAAUAUAGUGGUACUUUUCUUCGGUGGACCGGACGACCGAGAGGCGUUGUCAUAUGCAUGGAGGAUGUCUGAACAUCCAGGAAUAACUCUUGCAGUCAUGCGUUUUGUUCCCGGGCCGGAAGUCGCGGAGCCGGUAGGAAUAGUGAAACCCGAUCCUGAUGCCGCAAACAACGGCAACAACAAUUCAAAGAUAUUGUGUGUCGAAACGGACGUGGGGUGGGAGAAGAAACUCGACGAGAAGUUGAUAAAUGAGUUUAGGACACAAAAUAUGAACGACGAAUCAAUUGUGUACCUGGAGAAGGAGGUGAACAAUGGAGAGGAGACGGUGGCGGUGGUAAGGUCAAUGGACAGCGUGCAUGACCUAUUUAUAGUCGGCAGAGGACAAGGCAUAAUAUCGCCAUUAACGGCGGGGCUAACCGAUUGGAGUGAGUGCCCGGAACUAGGUGCAAUUGGGGAUUUGCUUGCGUCUUCCGACUUCGCAACAACCGCAUCGGUUUUGGUAGUGCAACAAUUCGUUGGUGAUGAAGGGAAUGCAGUAGUCGAACACGAGCUCGAGGAUCCCAAUGAGGGGCACGGAACACCGCAACCGGUAGCCAGCAGCCCAGCAGAUGAACCUCAAAAUGCGCAGUUUGGCAACAUCCAGCGACAUAUGAACAAGCGGACUCAACCACCACCUAGGGUACAAAAUACUAACGUGUACAGCCCCUAAACACCAUCUUAAAAAGCUAGUACAAACUUUGUCCCUUUUCUGUAUGCUACAGUUUCUCUUUUGUUUAUAAUGAACCAAUGGCAGAUAUAUAUACAGAACUAAUACAUAAUCUAUAGACAUCUUAUGCCUGUUAGUAAAUUAAGUCCUGAGGGUUGAUUAAGAACUUUCCUUUUUCACUAACUCAACACAUUAAUUGUAGCUAUAUAUGUGUGUGUGUUUGUGUCUAGCUAUGAAAAGUAAGUAUACUUGUAUGCUAAUGCUGUAGAAUAUUCUGUAAAUAUUUA